AAGAGGCGCAUGUGUUCAGUCAUAGCAAAACCAGCCGCUGUGGGCUUUCGAAUAUCAGUAACCGUCAGGGUGUUAUAACGAAAAGGUGCACAGUUAACCCGCUAUAGUUAAGGCCGCUGUCGUAAAGUUCGUAGUGGAAUAAAGUUACUAGGUAUUUAUUUUCCUAUCAGUUUUUUAUUUGCAUCGUUAAGAAUAUAUCAUUGGAUUUCCAUUUUAUCAAGACUUAUAUCAAUUAUCCAUAUUGAAUUAUAAGUUUUUUGAAGACAUCUUUGUACAAGAAAAUUUGUUUCAAUAUUUGUGCCCAUAAUACGACGACAAACGUCAGAUGAAGAAUAGCAAAAGGAGAUAUUGGAGUUUGUUAAAAGUAUGACCAGAGUGUCUGCCUUGUGGGGUCUGCUGCAGGUUGUCGGGUCACGUUAUGUUGUCAUCCUCGGUGGCCUGCAGUUUAGCGGCUAUUUUAUCAAUCAGUGUACUUUGUGGUGCGUGGGCAGAUUGCCCUAGACCUUGUGAAUGUAUGUGGCGUAGUGGAAAAGAAUCAGCUAUCUGCUCUAACGGUAACAUGACUACUGUACCACGACAUUUGGACUAUGGUACACAAUUGCUGGACUUGUCUGACAACCCUUUGUAUAAAAUUGGUAAGGAUGCUUUCAUUGAAGCUGAUCUAUUAAACUUACAAAAACUAUUCCUAUCUAAGUGCCAUAUUAAGACAUUGGACCGUUAUGCUUUCCGAAAACUUACUAACUUAGUAGAAUUGGAUUUAAGUCAUAACAGCAUACCAAUGGUGCCUUCGGCUGUUUUUGAAGAAACACCUGAACUUCGAGAAUUACGCCUCAACAUGAAUCCAAUAUUGAAGAUUUCAAAUUCGGCUUUUGCUCGUAUACCUCGUUUAAUCAAGCUAGACUUAUCUGAAUGUCGUAUUGCUCUACUAGAAUCGACAGCAUUUGCUGGCUUAGAAGACUCGUUAGAGUGGUUAAAACUUGAUAAUAACCAACUAAGAGACGUCAAACCAUCUACAGUGGUGUCUCUGACUAAGUUGCACGGAGUCCAACUUAGUGAAAACCCGUGGAAUUGUUCGUGCAAGCUGAGACCAUUGCGCGAGUGGAUGGUUAAAAGGAACGUGCCUUACGGUGCACCACCAGUUUGUAAAACGCCUUUAAGAUUGGCCAGGAUUGGCUGGGACAAGCUAGAGCUUGAUGAUUUCGCUUGUGAGCCACAUGCCAAUCCAGUAACACCGGUAGUUAUGGUUACUGAAGGAGACAACGCUACGGUAUCUUGUCGUAUGUCCGGGGUACCUUUACCCACAUCUCGUUGGACGCGCAAUGAUAAACCUAUUGGCCACACUAGUCGUAGCGUAUCAGUAACAUCAGGACGAUACACCAAUCUAACAUUAGUAUCAGUAGUAAUUCAAGAUGGAGGUAGUUACACGUGUUUUUUAGAAAACAGAUCAGGUAGUUCUAAGUCCAACAUCACAGUAAUAGUUAUGAAACGAUCACCAGGAUUAGCAAUGGCUGCCGAUCGAAUCACAUUGCCUGGACUUAUUGUAGGAAUAAUUUUGGUGAUAUCUUUUUGUUUAAUAUUCCUAUGUGGCUUGGCUAUUCGCACCAAAAGUAGCCCUACUAGGUAUGCAGAUUCUGUUAGCCAAUUCGACAUGUACGAAAAAAUUGAAAUGAAUCAUAAGACUGCUGAAAUUGUCCAACAACAACAAUUGACGUCACCGCAAAAACAACCAGAAAAUCACAGUAAUACAAGUAGACCAGAUCCUCCAGACUACGCUCAAUCAGUAGCAAUAAAAAAACAACAUAAAGAAGAAGAGCUUGUACCAGCCAAAGAAAUUGGUUCAGAAAAAAAUAGUCCAAUGAAACAGAUUGAACCACAUAUGUCUAGUUCGACUCACAAGCCACGUAAGCUGCCAGCAAACCCAAAGGACGAUAAAAAGAAGUCGUACUUGGAAUGUAAUUUAGGUGAAGUAACCUUACACCAUCACGUACUACAUAAAGAAUCGCUUCCCGCGGGUAACUUAUACACUACAGCUGCUGGCAGACAAGACUUGUGUUACACAAAAAAUGUCCCUGAUCUGUUGGACACAUUGCUUCCGGCCAAAAGUCGUCGGCUGUGUCAAACACUUCCUAGGCCGACAAUAGGUUCUAACAACAAGCGCAAUACAAUGUACUCGACAAGAGUAAUGUCGGAUAGUCAGUCACCUCUACUGAUGAGUAGUCGGAGUAGUGGUGGCAGUAAUACAAGCAGAAGUCAACUUUCAUUCGACUCAUCAAUCGAAUUAGAUAAUCCAAGAUUGUUGUCAGUCAACCAAAAAUCCAACAGUUACUUAAAUUUGUCUAUUGAAAAUCAGCAACAACCUCACUACUGGACAAACCCAAGCUUACCAUCAUCGCCAGCUAGAGAACGAAGAUUACCUGCGACCCCACCUACCAGUCGGUCAGCCGCUAUUGCGUCAAUUAUGGCCGAGACGCCUAUUUUGGACCCAAUAUCGGGUAGACGACGGUUGCCUUACCGUCAGUCCAGUGUGGCAGGAUCCAAUCACUCUCUGCUUUCGUCAUCAGAUGGUGCGUCCGUUACAUAUGACUACCACAACGCUCAGUUGGACAUGUUCUUAGAGGAAUAUAAACAUUUGAGAAAAGAACUCACAAAGAUGCAACGGACAUGUGAUACCUUACGACUAUCUAAUGCGUCUUUGGCAUCUUCGACAUUAAUGUCUGACAUCAAACCGGAACAACCAAUCGUACGAACGCCAAAAUCAAUCCUAAAAAAUCGCAAUCAAGCCACGUACGUUUACGAUGGAAGCACUUCCGUCAAUCGACGCAACAGCUACCAAUCGAUAGAUAAAAAUCUACAGUUUUCAAAUGAGCCUUAUCUCAGUUAACAAUGCUAACUUAUUCAAUUUGAUUAAAUUAGACAUUUUUUAUUAUAAUAUUUUAUUGGAAAGUGACCAAUCAGUCUUUUACAACUCUAAUUUUUAAUUAAAUUUAUUAAUUAAUCAUUUUCCUCUUUUAGUUCAAGAGGGCCAUAUCUCAAAAAAAGCUUUUUGAGAUAAACGGUGUCAAAGUUUCAACCUUCCAUAAGAUAAGAGUUACAUUAUCAAUUACUUUAUUUUUAUAAUUCAUAUUAAAUUCAAACAAACAUGCAUGUUACUUGCAUAUUUAGGUAGACAAUAAUAAACUAUGUUGAAUUAUAUAAUGAUGUCAAAUAUCACGAAUUUUUAUGUCCUCUUGCACUCUUAGUGAAAUUUGUAUCAAUAGUUUAAAAAAUUGAAGUUAAAUCUGAUUUAUUUUAAGAAAAACAUGAUAUGACUAACAGUAGUUACAUUAUAUCUAUUUUUUUUUUUAACUCGUUUUAGCAAAUUAAACUUUCAAUUAUUAUCGGAAAAAUUACAAACAGUGUUCACGACAUAAGUCUUGAUCGUUUAAAUACAAGUUUAUUUAAUAUACGCUAAACAUAUGAGUUUACAUUAUAUGGAAUUCUAAUAUUUUAACAGUUAAAUCAGUUAAGUUUCAACUAAUUACUCAACAUACCUUAAUUAAUUAUGAUCUAUUUAUACUUGAAUUUUUUAUUGAAGUAUUUUUCCACAAUUAAAUCAUGGCAUUCUUCUACUUG
Molecule: messenger RNA, 3612 nt
Organism: Daktulosphaira vitifoliae (grape phylloxera)
Lineage: Eukaryota; Metazoa; Arthropoda; Insecta; Hemiptera; Phylloxeridae
Exons: 6
Coding region: 419-2881 (820 amino acids)
Molecular function (GO): protein binding
Source: RefSeq, a predicted model, not a curated record